Messenger RNA from Filobasidium floriforme, 1385 nucleotides. Its product is annotated as DHS-like NAD/FAD-binding domain-containing protein. Lineage: Eukaryota; Fungi; Basidiomycota; Tremellomycetes; Filobasidiales; Filobasidiaceae. The record is from RefSeq and is a predicted model, not a curated record. Gene Ontology annotation, molecular function: NAD+ binding. The transcript has 10 exons. The coding region runs from base 246 to 1280 and encodes 344 amino acids.
CGAACGCAACCCAAGCUACUUCUCCCAGAACGUUAUACCUCACCAUCUCACAGUCACGUGAUCUCUGCAAAAGUGACGUCAACUUUGUCAACAAAGGUCAAGUCGCAAGUCGACGCUCCGGCGGCUCAGAGCGUUGGUGACUUGGUGAGACCGAUUAGACCUCUUUGGCCUCGCCCGCGAUUCUGAAAGGGUAGCAUAACAAGCCAUGGAUCGAGCUCUCUCAUUACCCCAAUCUUUUGCGGUCAAUGUCAGGCCACAAGGGCAAGCGAAAGCGAACGGACGAUCCGCCGGAAGAGGCCGAGAGACCCUUGGACCUCGAGGCUGUUCUGCAGAAAUCGAUCGAAAGAGCCGCCACCUUGAUUGAACAGAGCAGCAGGAUCUUACUGCUUGUGGGAGCUGGUAUCUCUACAUCAGCCGGAAUUCCAGACUUUAGGUCUUCAGAUGGGUUAUACGCGGCUAUGAAAGACGGACGUCUAGAGGAGGAGGGACGGGUCUCGGAGACGCCGGUCUCGGAUGCCACGCUGCAUUCUCCCACUCCUUCGCUGAGGUCUAGGCGAGCAGCAGCAGUGCAGGGCGAACGGUUGAGACAAAGACUUCAAGAGACCGAGGAUACUUUCAAGAUCGCAGAUCCCCAAGAGUUAGCGAGUAUAGAGGUCUUUCGCGAACAUCCGGAAGUCUUCUACUCGUUCGCCAAGCAGGUCCUUCCCGGGGAUCGUACACCGACCGAGACACAUCGCUGGAUCAGAUCUCUUGAACUGAACGGCAAAAUGCUGCGCUUGUAUACUCAAAACAUCGAUCAGCUAGAAACUGCCGCCGGCAUCGAGGCGGUGAUACCUUGCCACGGCACAUUCGCCACUGCGUCCUGUAUCAGAUGCCAGCGCAAAGUCCCGGGAGCGAAUAUUGCUGAAGAGAUACAGAAGGGCACGGUCCCGUACUGUCAGGUUUGUAAGCGAUCCAAAUCUAAGCCGAUAAGGGGUUACUUGCCAUAUAUGAAACCCGAUAUCACAUUUUUUGGAGAACCCGUCGACACGAGAGUGGAGAAACAGCUCAAGUUAGACCGCCUACAAGCGGAUUUGCUCAUCGUAAUCGGCACCAGCCUCUUGAUUCCUCCGAUUCGGGAUAUUCCAAAAUUGUUCAAGCAUAUACCUCAAAUACUUAUCAAUCGUAACAAACCUAAAGCGAUCGAUCCAGAGAUUCUGCUUCUGGGAAAUUGCGACGAUAUCAUCCACCGGUUGGAAGAAUAUAUGCAACACAAAGGGAAAGCUGGUGUAACCCGAUGAUCCAGUCGGAUUGACUAUUUCUUGUUCUUAUGGAUGAAAGCGAUGUAUCGUUCCAUUUCUGUACCGUCCCGUAGAUGAAUAGCUCGAGAGACGCCCAUAGGUCUG